AUGGAGAAAAUGGUCAAAGAAUCAACAGUUGACACUGCCAGCGCGGUUGAUGACCAUGCAGUGGGCACCAGUACGACCAUAUAUAUCGAUCCUGCAAGAGAAGCAGCAGUGCGCAGGAAGUUCGACAUAUAUGUGGUCCCAAUCUCUGUCAUCUAUCUCGUCAUGUCCACUCUCGACCGCAAUAAUCUCGGAAAUGCUCGUGUUUUUGGCUUCGACGAGGACGUUGGACUCAAAGGAGGCGAGUUCGGCAACAUCCAAACGCUAUCCAGCGUCUGUACCGUCCUCUUUGAGGUUCCAUGGGUCUUGGCCACACGCAGAUGGGGCGCCAAAAGAGCGAUCGGUACUGCGUUCGUGUUGUGGAGUAUCUGUACAGUUGGGACUGCCUUCGUCCAAACUUAUGGCCAAACAAUUGCCUGUCGGAUGUUGCUCAAUGCCGCUGAAGCGGGUCUGGCUCAAGCGUUCGCCUUCUUGUUCUCGACCAUCUAUCCGCGUGAACUAGCAGGCAAGAGGAUCAUGACGACCAAUCUCGCGCAGUGCAUCUCCGGCGCCUUUGGAGGGCUUUUCGCCUAUGCUGUGCAGACCAUGGGAACACGCCUCGGCCUCGCUGCAUGGAGAUGGCUCUUCAUUAUUGAAUUCUGUAUUACGGUGGUGAUCUGUGGCGUUGGCCUAUUCUUUCUGCCUGGCGAGGUGGAGAAAGCAUGGUUUCUUAACGAGGAAGAGAAAGAGACGAUGCGACGCAAGAAGGAACGAGACUAUAUGAUCCGAGGCGAGGAGAAAUUCGAGCGCAAGUGGAUCAAAAUCGCCCUGACUGACCCCUUUGUCUACCUUCUGGGGAUUGCUUUCUUCACUUCGUCUAUUGCAAUCAACGGAUUUGGAGUGUUUCUCCCAACCAUCAUUUCCGGCCUUGGCUUUGCCUCCCUGAAGGUCAACUAUAUGACCAUCCCAGUAUAUGUCCUCGGCGCCAUCUCCCUCACAAUCCAGGUCUGGUACUCAGACAAGAUCAGGAAGCGUGGCGUCUUCAUCGUUGGAUGCUGCAUCCCUGUUGCUGUUGGGUAUCUGAUGUGUGUGGGGUCAAAGAAUCCCGAUGUGGGUUAUGCCGGCAUGUUUGUGCUGGUAAUAGGGCUGUAUCCGAUUUCGACUCUGGCUGUAACGUGGAUCACGACGAACCUGGCGCCUGACACAAAGCGAGCAAUAGGCCAGCCCUUUGCCUACAGUCUGGCCAAUGUGUCCAACCUGGUCUCUGGACAGCUUUACCCUUCUCAACAGGGGCCACGCUACGUCCCAGGCAAUGCAAUCUCGGCCGGUCUCACAAUCGUCGCAGGAUUUCUUUACGCUUCAUGCUGGUUUCUGCUUCAGCGACGAAAUGCACAGAAGGCAAAGCUGAUUGCUGAAGGAGCAACCACCAACGGUAAAGAAGGAGAUCAGAGCCUCGACUUUACAUAUAUUCUUUGA
Messenger RNA from Capronia coronata CBS 617.96, 1452 nucleotides. RefSeq lists its product as uncharacterized. Gene Ontology annotation, molecular function: transmembrane transporter activity. Bases 1 to 1452 code for a protein of 483 amino acids. Gene Ontology annotation, biological process: transmembrane transport. Gene Ontology annotation, cellular component: membrane. The record is from RefSeq and is a predicted model, not a curated record. NCBI's taxonomy places the organism in Eukaryota, Fungi, Ascomycota, Eurotiomycetes, Chaetothyriales, Herpotrichiellaceae. The transcript has 4 exons.